AUGGCAUCUCAAUCUCCUCCUUCUUCACCAACUGCGAAUUCUCAUACGUUAGAUUUGAUGAGGAUGAUGGAGUUGGUACUCACGGUAAUGCAGCAACAGAACGCUGCAUUAGUUCAACAGACACUCUACAACAUCAAGAAACCGGUCGGUUAUCAACGGAGUCCGGAUGAAGCAGACCAAUGGUUCCGAGAUAUGGAGCGAAUUUAUAGCGCCAAAAGAUGUCCAAACGAAAAUAGAUUGGCGUAUUCUGAGUACAUGUUGACGGGAGAAGCUAGUCACUGGUGGAGUAGCAUGAGGAUGCUACUAGAAAGCAGCAAAACUCCAAUCUCUUGGGAAAUUUUCAAACUGAAGUUUUAUGUCGAAUACUUCCCAGAUAGUGUUCGGUUUGCUAAGGAAGUGGAGUUUCUUGAACUGGUUCAAGGAGGGAUGACGUGUAGAAAAUUUGAAAAUGGAUUGCUAGGGGAUCUCAAGUUGAUGGUGGCUGGCUUGUGCAUCAAGCAGUUUCUCUCUUUAGUGGAACGGGCUAAGGUUUUAGAGAAGACCGAUAAGGAAGUGGAAAGGCAACAGCCAAAUGUUGGAGGGCCGGUUUCCUCCAAAAGUAGUCUCGGUUCUAAGAGGACUCCUUAUGCUCAGCCUUCUUCAUCAAGAGUUAGAAGUCAAUCUUCAAGACCUCCAGUACCGUUCGGGCAGCAAACCGUUCUAGCUCAUAUUAGAUGUUUUAGUUGUGGGGGUCCGUACUAUUAG
Messenger RNA from Vigna umbellata (rice bean), 744 nucleotides. RefSeq lists its product as uncharacterized. The record is from RefSeq and is a predicted model, not a curated record. Lineage: Eukaryota; Viridiplantae; Streptophyta; Magnoliopsida; Fabales; Fabaceae.